Messenger RNA from Amphimedon queenslandica, 2199 nucleotides. RefSeq names its product protein AATF-like. The record is from RefSeq and is a predicted model, not a curated record. Gene Ontology annotation, cellular component: nucleus; nucleolus. NCBI's taxonomy places the organism in Eukaryota, Metazoa, Porifera, Demospongiae, Haplosclerida, Niphatidae. The coding region runs from base 55 to 1497 and encodes 480 amino acids. The transcript is spliced from 13 exons.
UUUCCCGGCAAAUUAAAUAGGCACGCCCAUUUUCCCGGGAAAAUAAUUCGAAACAUGUGGAGUAGAAGAAAGAAGAAAGCUGGGACUUUAGCAGAAGAGAUAAACUCACUGGUGGAUCCCAGACCUAACUAUGAGAGAGAAGAAGAGGAGGAGGAGACAGCAAAAAUAUGUGAAGGAGAAUAUUUGGAAGGAGACGAAGAAGAAGAAGAAGAAGAAGGGGAGUUAAACAGCAGCCAUUUUGAAGGAGGUUAUAAGAGAAGGUUGUCUCGUCAAGAAGAAGAAGAAGAUCCUAAAUAUGGUGGUCAGUCCAUCUCUAGAGAUGAAAUGAAUGAUUAUGAUACACCUGAGAGCAGUGAUGAUGACAUAUUGUCUGAGGGAGAGGAGGGGGAGGAGGAGGAAGAGGGGGAGGACAUAUUAUCUGAGGGAGAGGGGGACAAUGAUGAAACUGAUUCUGAGGAGGAGGAGGAGGAGGAGGAGAGAGAAGUAGGAGGAGCUUCGUCAGACUCACAAGAAGAUUCAUCAGAUGUAUUCAUCCUUCCAUUGGAUAAAGGACGCACUCCAGCUGCUACUAAUGAAGAUGAUGUUGACAAGGGAAAAGCCGUCAAACAUCAAUUGGCUUUAUGGGAUGGGCUACUGGAAGGUCGUAUUAAGCUACAGAAGUGUCUGAGUCUUACGAACCAGCUGCCUCAGAAUGAAACUGCCACCAAAUUCUCUGAGAGUGGACCACUAGCAUCAACCAGCUUGAAUCAAUGCGAGACUAGUCUGAAUAAACUAAUGAGGAAUUUACUUGAGCUACAAGAAACGCUGAUUGCUAAAUCACUUGACUCCGCCCCAGAGGAGGAGGAGGAGAAAGAGGAAGAGGGCGGGGACUGGUAUGAGGGUAUCAUCGAGAAAAGACACAAGAGACUCCGAUGCUAUAGAAACAAAGUGUUAGAAAAAUGGAGCACUAGACUCCAACUGGCCAGUGGAAAAUUAACAAUGAAAUCGUAUUCAUACCAGAGUAGACAGCAAUCAGCUGUUAGUAAUAUUGAGUUUGCGUUGAAAGAUCAAGCGAAAUUGAGAAAGAGAACACAACUGAAGAGGACACAGCAGCAGCUGGUCACCCUAGGGAAGAGGAAGAGAGAGGGAGGGGCUGAAAGAGACUCUCACCUCAACGACGCUGAUGAAGAGAUCUUUAAUGAUGAAGACUUUUAUCAUCAGUUAUUAAGAGAAUUAAUCCAGUCCAAGACUUCAUUUACUGAUAAUGACACUGACCAGGUGUCAAUGGGAAAGAAAUGGUUAGAAAUUCAGUCUUUACGAGCAAAAGUAAAAAAGAAAGUUGACACUAAGGCAAGCAAAGGAAGAAAACUACGGUAUCAUGUACAUCAGAAAUUAGUUGGAUUAAUGGCUCCAAUAAACAGCUGCAAUUAUUCGGAAUCUGCAAGAUAUAAUCUAUUUAGUUCACUUUUUGACAGCAGAAAGAUAGGCAAUUCUAAUUAUACGGACACGACUAAUUAAUUAUUUAUUAAUGAAAUAUUGAAAUAUUAAUGAUGCUGACAUGGAGUCUGGAGACAGGAGAAAGUUCCCUCCAGCUCUGCAUUGUCAUAAACUCUCUGACAUAAGUUCAUCUACGUCUGAAGACAAAGCAGCUGCAGAAAUAGCUCGCUGCCUUAAAGAGCCCAAUUAUUACGUCAUACACAGUACUGUCAAGAGCUUAGGCGUAGCAAGGGCAAUAGAGCUAUUUAAUAAAACCUCCAAGAUCCAGAAACAAGGAGGUAUAGCCACUUGUGAUGGUGACAGAAAGAAGUCUCCAGGUGGGGUUUUCCUGGGAUUAGUGAAGAAGGAGGUCACGAAUAAGCAGAAAAAGUUAAUAUUUAAGAGAUUUAGACCCAAGAAGAAAAGGAGUGUGACAAUUAAGAGAAACUGUAAUGGAGUCGUGUCUGAAGACUGUGGAACCAACGAAGAACUAAUGGAAACUGAUCAAUUGCCUAGCUCAGUGUCUAGUGGUGUGAAGGAUCGUGUUAAAGGAGAUCAAUUCAAUGAUCUUGAAACUGAUUUGCCUGAUCCUGGAGACUAUGGCAUAACAUUCUGUUAGAUCAGAGACAAGACUACAGCUGACUACCUUUAAUAACUGUCAAUUGAACCAUAUCAUCAUUUAUAAUCACUAGAUGUAGCAAUCUAUUACAAUUUAUGAUCACAAUAGUCUAGUUAUUCAAUACA